Messenger RNA from Orbicella faveolata, 9141 nucleotides. RefSeq lists its product as uncharacterized. NCBI's taxonomy places the organism in Eukaryota, Metazoa, Cnidaria, Anthozoa, Scleractinia, Merulinidae. Gene Ontology annotation, molecular function: carbohydrate binding. The record is from RefSeq and is a predicted model, not a curated record.
UUUUGGCCCUAGGUAAUGUUUCCAUUUUGUUUGCGCUCCUGAUAACUCGAAACAAAGGUCGUUCCGUUUGGAAUCGUCAAAUUACCGCACGCGCCCCCAAGGGCAUAUAUGUAAUGCCCGGGGUAUGCCUAGCAGGGGGAUAAUCAUGAAUUUCCCGAUCCCUCGAAUCCCCUAUUUCUCCAUCCUCUCGAGAACUCGAACUAACUGUACUUUCUUUAAUUUUGGAGUUGCUUCAGGGUAUCUCUAAUGUCUCAAAUUCCUGAUUUCUCAAAUCACUUUUCGUUGUCUUGGCCGAGUUUCAUGUCUACAACUACAACUCCUGCGGCUAAAACGUUGCGCUACAUUUGGAUUUGAUGCGAUUUAGACGAAACGCUUCGAAGAGUCUUCCAGAAUUGUCAAUUUACACGGUAAUUAGAGGAGAAGACCCUCUGCCAAUCGCGUGGAAAGAAAGUUGAAAUGGCAGCAACGGACGAAUACGGCGAGAGACCGUAUCAAGUAGCAAAUUCUUGGCGGGGGGAUUAAGUUAUAGGAAUCACGUGUUGUUGCUUGAGGCAAACGGGAAGAAGGUUCAUCUACACCAUGGCGGAGAAGGCUUCAUGGAGACUUUUGUUGUCUCUCUUCGCUCUAGUACACACCGUAUUAGCCUUAGAUUGUCCAAGUGGGUGGAACGGAUAUGGCAACUCUUGUUACAAGUUUGUUGUCCAGUCCUUGUUAGUGCGAGGUCUCAACUGGGAAAAUGCUCGUAGAGAUUGCCUUGGUUAUGGUGGAGACCUUGUUAGUAUAGCAAACCAAUCAGAAAUGAGCUUUGUUUCUAACAAAUCUUCAAAGGUUUGGAAUCAGCAUUACUGGAUUGGGCUCAAUGACCAACGCAAUGAAAGCCAAUUUGUUUGGAGUGAUGGUACACCCUAUAAUGCCUCAGUGUAUAGUAACUGGAAUACAGGAGAACCAAAUGAUCGUGCUGGUGAAGACUGCGUUGAGUUGUAUGGUACACGCUGGAAUGACAACAGCUGCAAAAAGGAGUAUGGCUAUAUCUGCGAAAGACCCCAAGGAGCUCCCAUGCCUACCCUCGUUACUGUGAUUCCGCCAGUCACAUCUGCUCCAAUUGCCUGCCCUGCGGGUUGGGUUUUCUAUGGCUCAUCCUGUUACAAGUUUAGUUCUCUUAGAAAGAAAUGGAUUGAUGCUAAGAAGGAUUGCCGAGCUUCUGGAGGGUAUUUGUUGAAAAUUGAUGAUGCUGAUGAGCAACAUUUUAUAACUUAUAGACAGAGCAAUGGUCAUAGGACAUGUUGGAUUGGAUUAAGUGAUUCUGCAGUAGAGGGGAGCUACAGAUGGGAGAGUGACAAUUCACUGGUUAAUUACACUCACUGGGGUACAGAGGAGCCCAAUGAUGCUGCUGGGGUGGAGGACUGUGUAGCAGUGUGGGGAGGUGCUUCAGCUGGCUAUUGGAAUGAUGAUUAUUGUGACUCGGAAAAGUAUUUCAUCUGUGAGAAACCUGGUGGUCGAAAUCUCUGUCCACUAAACUGGAGAAGCCUUGGUGACUACUGUUACCAGUUCAAUGUUCAUCGAGCCCAGUACAAGACGUGGGUGGAUGCUGAAAAAGCCUGCAUGUCUUUUAAUGGUUCAACUGAAUUGAUCAGUAUAAGCAGUGCUGCAGAGAAUGUGUUUGUCUUGAGGCAACUUAAAGACAUGGGGGUUUCUCAAGUCUGGAUUGGGUUAAAUGAUCGCAAGGUGGAGGGGAGAUAUGAAUGGAAUGAUAAAUCCACUAGCUCUUACAAAAACUGGGCAGCUCUGCAACCAUCUACUGAUGUUCCUGGUCUGAAUUAUGACUGUACGGUAAUUGAUGGCAGCACUCAGAAUGGAACAUGGACGACAAUUCCCUGUUCUUGGGCAUGUGGGUAUAUCUGUAAGAGAAAAAAAGGCAUAAAUCAGUGUGAUUCACCAUUUGGAAUGCAGGAUGACAAUAUCGCUGACAGUCAAAUUUCUGCCUCCAGCAGUUUCAAUAUUUCAUCUCUUCCUAGUCAGGCACGUCUUCUUCUUGACAGUGGCAACUUCACUGUUGGGGCAUGGUGUGCUGCACGAAACAAUGUGGGAGAGUACCUCCAGAUUGACCUAGGAGUUGUACGUCAAAUUAAGCACAUUGCACUCCAAGGCAGACCACAUUCAACAGACUUUGUAAAGACAUUUUAUCUCAAAUAUGGCAACAAUGGUCUUGACUUCAACAGCUUUGGUGAAAAUGCAACAGUGAAGUACAAGGUUUUGACUGGCAACUUAAAUGCUAUGACGAUCCGCAAUAUUAACCUUCCAGAACCAAUAAAUGCUAGAUUUAUAAGGAUUUAUCCUUUGACAUGGAACUCAAACAUCUGCCUUCGAACAGAGAUCUAUGGCUGUGCAUCCCAAGCUUCUUCCAAGAAAUGCGGCAUUGGUUGGGAGGUGGGACCUAAUGACACUUGUUAUCAGAUGAAUUCCAAUCAGCAGAAAGUUUGGGCAGAUGCACGUGUGACCUGUAUGAGCCAGGGAGCUGAUCUUGUUAGCAUUGUUAGCAUGAAGGAGAAAAAGUGGUUGAAUAAUCGAUUGAAGGCACUCAGUGGAUGGGCCUACUCAUUUUGGUUGGGGCUUAACGCCCGAGACUUUCCUUUACAGUAUUACUGGAGUGAUGGAAGCCCAUACAAACUGACUGCCUGGGAUGCAGGAUACCCCAGGAACACACCACAGAGUCAGAAGGCUUGUGUUGAGAUUGAUGUAACCAGGGGAGCUUGGAGGGAUGUUGGCUGUGGGGAAUACAGACCCUUCAUAUGUAAAAAGAGCAUGGCAUCUACAAAUGGUGUCAAGACUCCUGUUACUGGAAACUGGAUUAGUGGAACAGAUUACUACUGGCCCUUGAAUACAAUUGUGGAUGGAAAGGUGCUUGGGACAGUUCCAGCUACUGUACGAGGCAAUGUUUCCAAAUCAGACCGCUUGCAAAAUGGACGAGAUGUCUUGUAUUUCAAGAGCUAUCAGGCUUACCUGGAUGUAGAACAGUUUCAAUUUGAAUGUGUAACUGAUCCUGACCAGUGCAGUAAUGGAAUCACCGUCUCUUUUGUUGUUCAGUUUGAAAAUGGCGCAAAGACCUGGACUACAAACACUUUCAUUGUGGACACAAUUGGGAAAAAAACAUUGAUAGGGAAUCGUGGUUUUGCAGUUUAUGUGGUUAACAGUCGCCUGUAUGUAACAGUUCUUACCAAGCGCAAGAGGUGGACAGUUUCUCAACCGUUGCUAACUGGCACCAACGUAUGGCAGCAUGUGAUGUUUACUUGGCAACUAGAAAAAGGACUUGUGCUCUUCAAAAAUGGAACAAAAAGCACCUCGCAACGCUAUGGAGUACCUUCUAUUAAUUCUGAUGAUAGUUCAUCAUUCACUGUUGGAAGCAAGUCCACUCAACCAUCAGCUGGUGGUUUUUUGAUACGUUCAUUGGCGGUGUGGAAAAGAUCUUUGUCUUUUCAAGAAGUAAAUAGUGUUUACCUGGCUGAGUUUGGUAGAUGUCGAACAGGUUGGAAAGACUUUGGGCAGUACUGUUAUCAGUUUAACUUAGUGAAGAAAUCAUGGUCGAAUGCACGGGUGUCCUGUGUGAAUCAGCAAGCAGACCUGAUCAGCAUUCACUCCCCCAUAGAGCAGGCUCACAUAACUUUGGAGACAGGACCAUAUGGAUUGCAAUCUGUAGCUUGGAUUGGACUGCAUGACCAGGGAGUAGAAAGUGAGUUUCAAUGGUCCGAUGGAACUGAUGUUCAGUAUACCAACUGGGAUGCUUGGCAACCUGAUAACUGGAAAAACUAUGAAGACUGCACACAUGUGAAACAGUAUAACGAUGGACGCUGGAAUGAUCAGAGAUGUUCUAAUAAUUUGCCGUACAUCUGCAAGCGACCCAAAGAAUACAUCCCACCUAAUGCAACCCUUCCAACCACAGCUCCCCAGAAGCUGUUUGUUUGUGAAUGGACUUCUGAAGUGCUCAGUUGUCCCAUGUCUACGGUUCUGAACAUUAGAUCUGCAAUUUACGGACGGACUGAUAAAAGCAGGUGUAAUCAAGUGAGCGUUACAAAUUGCAAACUUGAUGUCACAUCACUCAUAAGUACGAAAUGCAGAGGAAAAAAUCACUGCUCUUUGAAAGCCACCAAUUCAUUGAUGGGCUCUGACCCAUGUCGAACAGUUCCCAAGUACCUAGAAGUUGACUACACAUGUGAAAUUGGUCGUGUUGUGACUCCUGGCUGUCCCGAGGGGUGGCAACGCAGCCCUGAUGGUACCCGUUGCUUUGGUUUGCUGUUUGAUCGCAAGAAUUGGCAAGACGCUAGACAAGCAUGCAAAGUUUAUGGGGCUGAUUUAGCUAGUUUUCACAGCAGUACCGAGAAUAUUCUGCUGACAUCCCUACUGGUUGACUCGUGGGACAUUGAAAAAACUGGAGGAGUAUGGAUAGGACUUUCAGAUGCUGGACAGAAAGGAGUGUACAACUGGUCCGAUGGAUCACCGGUUGAUUACUCCAGCUGGCUUUAUGGGCAACCAGAUGAGAGGUAUCAGUCAGGGAGUUGUGUCCAAGCAACCCUUCAGCCCGGUAGAAUGAACUGGUUGUUUUGGGAAGAUGUGGAUUGUAGUCCUAAACUUCCUUAUGCCUGCGCUAAGUUGCCAAGUAAGUUAUCCUUAAGUCAUGAUGACUCUACACCGCCACCUUCCACUGUGCCAACCACAGUUUCCAAUAAUCCUUGCACUUCUGGAUGGAUGAUGAAUGGUUCCUAUUGCUAUAAAUUGAUGGCGCAAAGUAAGACAUGGACUGAAGCCAGAGAUGCUUGUAGAAUGGUCAGUGGAAAUUCCGAUCUGGUCAGCAUCCACAGUCUCGCAGAGAACACAUUUGUAGCCAGUCUGUUCAGUGGCUCACUUUUUGCUGCCUGGAUUGGGCUGAGUGAUCGUGGCGUAUUGUUUGGUUACGUUUGGAGUGACAAAAGCCCUGUGAAAUUCACAAAGUGGAACCCACAACAACCAGACAGCCAUCAAGGGCAACAGCCGUGUGUCGAAAUGUAUUCUACUGGCGACUGGGCUGACACUGGGUGCUACUCUGUGAAGCAGUUUAUCUGCAAGAUGCCGCGGUCGGAUUACUCACCGUCAACAGUUCCUGCAACCAGACCUGCAGUAACAACAACACAAGCUCCCAACAUUUGUCCACCUGGGUGGAUUCUUUGGAAUGCCAUGUGUUACUACUUUGCAAACAAUUCUCAAUCAAGCAAAGUCACGUGGCGUGUUGCUCGACAGGCUUGUCAAAGUAUUAGAGGUGGAGACCUGGUCAGCAUUCUCAGUGCUGCGGAGAACAACUUUAUCAAAUCCAAAAUUGCAAGUCAUAGCAGUUACAGGUUGUGGAUAGGACUUAACGACCUUGGAACGGAAAGCAGCUACAGAUGGAGUGACGACUCACCUCUAGUUUACAGGAAUUACGACUCGCGAGAACCCAAUGACUAUCAUGGGCAAGAGGACUGUAUGGAAAUUAAGAAGUCAGGCUAUUGGAAUGACAACCACUGCAGUAUAUUACGGCCGUAUAUCUGCAAGAAAACCAACAACUCCGUCAUACCUCUCAUCACCAUGUUCCCUCCAACUCCUGGUCCAGCUCUUGAGAGCUGCAAGGAAGGCUGGGUGAACUAUGAUAAGAGCUGUUACCGUAUUGUGUCAGAUUCACGACAGUCCUGGACGAAUGCCAGGGAUGUUUGUAGGCGUGGGUUGAACUCAAGCAUGAAUGGCGAUCUUGUUACUAUAGAUGACCAGUACGAACAAGCAUUCUUAACCACUUUGCUUCUGGAGAAGAAGACCAACUUGUGGAUUGGGUUUAAUGACAUACACCAGGAAGGGAAAUUCCUCUGGACAGACAGCAGUCCAACCAAAUACACCAACUGGAAUGUCAACGAACCGCAAAACUACGGCUUGAGCAGGGAUUGUGUUGACAUGACGCCAUUCGGACAUGCUGGUCGAUGGGGAACUGUUCAGUGUGACCAGCAGAAAGGUUUCAUUUGCGAGACAGGAGCCCUUGCAGGCAGUCCUACGACUGGUCCUACAUCUGUUCCACCAGGUAACAGGACUUGUCCACAACAUUAUGUACUGCUUGGUGACGACUGCUUCUUUGUGUCUUAUUUGAAAUUGGCAUGGAGCGAAGCACGCGAAGUUUGCCAGCGUGAGAGUGGUGGAGAUUUGGCGAGUGUUCAUAGCUCUUUUGAACAAGCUUUCAUUGUGCUGAAUUUAAAGAAUUUCAGAGGAGGCCUGUGGCUUGGUCUCACCCGUCCAAAGUAUUCCCCUGAUUUCUUGUGGAUUGAUCAUUCUAUCCCACUGUACACAAACUGGGCGACUAACCAACCUGAUGCCCCGGACAACACGACGGCGUGUGUUGUCGCCAACAAUUCAAUUUCUUUUGCUGGGGGCUGGAGUGAUGUCGGUUGUACAGAGAAAAAUGGAUUUGUUUGCAGAAUAAGACGAGGUGAACCUCAUGUCUCCCCACCACUGCUGGGGAGUUGUCCCAGUGGCUGGGAGAAGUUUGAUAAGAACUGCUACCUAUUCAAAGACACGGAUCUGCAGCCCUGGACAGUAGCCAGGUACAAGUGCCAAAACCAGGGUGGUAACUUGGCAAGCAUCACAUCACAACAGGAGCAAGACUUCAUCACAUUCCACCAACAGAAGGCAGCUGGAAAUAUCUGGAUUGGUUUGAAUGAUCGAGCGCUUGAGAGAGGUUUUAGCUGGUCUGACAGUAGUCCUGUGGCCUAUUUGAAUUGGUUACCCGGUCAACCCAGCGACAAUAAGGGUUUGGAAAACUGUGUGGAGAUGUGGCCUCCGAGCAGUGGAUGGAAUGACCAGCGUUGUGGUGACAAGCGAGGCUACAUUUGCAAACAACCGCUAGAGUGUUCUGCAGCUCUGGGCAUGGCCAGCGGUGCCAUCAAGAGUGACCAGGUUACGGCUAGUUCCAGUCUAGCUCCUUCAUAUAGUCCAGGUAUGGCUCGACUUAACUCCCUGUCAGCUUGGUGCGCCAGCAAUGGACAAGAUGGGCAGUACAUUCAGGUCGAUCUGCUGACAGAAACCCGCCUCACCAAAAUCGCAACACAAGGGUUCAUUUUGAACGGAGUUUCAAGUUUUGUUAAGACGUUUACAUUACAGACGAGUGACGAUGGUGUUACGUUUAACAAUUACCAGAAGAACGGAAGAGACUGGGUAUUUGUUGCAAACCGUGACACGAAUUCGGUGGUCACGUUUUCACUCAAACCCACAGUGGAUACCCGCUUGAUAAGGAUUGCUCCAGGCACAUGGACUGGCUCUCUCUGCAUGAGGGUGGAGUUUUAUGGCUGCCCGUUUGCUUGCCAGACGCCUCUUGGAAUGCAAUCAGGUGCUAUACCGGACAAUUCUCUCUCCGCCUCUACAUUCAAGGACAACUCGCAUAAGGCUGUAAACGCCCGGCCGUCUCAAAGUGUAGGGUGGUGUUCUAAGGCUUCUGAAAAGCAGCCCUGGUUCCAGAUAUCAUUUUCCGAUAUGGAGAGAAAAAUUACCAAAGUAACCACCUGGGGAGGAGGCAAAGGAUUCGGUUAUGUCAAGGUCUACAGUCUGGCGCUCAGGAAGGUCGGUGACAACAAAGUGUGGACCGACUACAAGGAAGGAGCCAAAACAAGAAAUUUCCGUGGUAACCAAGAUGCUGUUAGUCCUGUGUCGCAUCUCCUGGCCCAACCAAUCAUAACUCUAGCCUUGCGCGUGAAGCCACAGUCCUGGUCGACAGCCGGCGCGUGUUUACGUCUUGAAAUCUUUGGUUGUCAAAACGGAUGUGACUCAGCCCUUGGCCUAAGACAAGGCUUUAUCGAGGACUGGGCCCUAUCAUCGAGUUCGUUAUUAGACCAGGCUCACGCGGCCACUCAAGGCCGUUUGAAUGGAAGUACUGGGUGGUGUGCAUCUGAUGAUGAUAACAAGCCAUCUUUUGUGGUUGAUCUGGAUAGGAUCAUGAAGGUCUAUUACAUUGCUACACAGGGCGCCGAUGAUGGCAAGGGAUACAUCAAAAGCUACACGAUUAGUACCAAAGAUUCCCAAAACAGCUCAUGGAAACCACUUACACAGGAUGACAAACCUAAGGUGUUUUUGGCAAACGUAGAUAGUUCAUCAGUGGUGAAGAACAGGGUUGCCUCUGGAGUACGAGGACGAUUGUUUAAAAUUGUACCAGGCACUUGGAACAUUCGACCAUGUCUCCGUUUAGAAUUGUACGGCUGUCCAACUGGUAAGUGUGAACGGUACUGCUCAUGGGAGCCUUGGAGCUGUAUGCGAAAGUAUGCAAGCAGCUUGCAAACAAGUAGACAAUGGGAAACUCAAUAUCAGAUUGUAGAAUUUGGUGCAAGAAGCAGUUUGUUAGUAAAGCAGUUAUUGUUCAUUGUUGUCAAUAUGUUGUGAAUUUACACCUUCAUGCCUAAAGCUAAAAUGACACAACGUAGAACAAAGCCUGUUUUUUCCAUAACUGUAUGACUGUGUGAGAGCUAUUUCUGCAUUCAAGGGACUCGCCAGAUUUGCGUAACUAAGGGACUUGUCAAAAAGUGCAGGGGGGUGGGGGAUAGGCGGAGGGUGGGCCGGAGCAUUUGAAAAUGUAGUUGUUAGAAAACACAUAACACCCCCCCCCCCUCUUCCAUUUGGCAUAAAACUGAGUGACCCACCCCGAAAUGGUUGAAAAUAGCCAUCAUUCAUGUUAACGCUGGACAAGCUAGUUUCACCCGUAAGCCUCGCUUUCAACGUGAAAAUGUGAAAAGUUAUCAGAAACGAAAUCCUAAAGCAGCAAAAAUGGAAAGAAUACUCACAUGAGAACAGUCAUCACGCAUAGGCUCUGUUGAUUGGACCUACUUUUUUUUUUAGCAAAGGCGUUGCUAAGUAGCUGACACGAAUCGAUGGUGACAAGUUGACGUAAGGACUUUGCUAGCAUUCGUGCUCUUUUCCUUUUGGGGAAAACUGUACUAUUUAAGCAAUAGAGCACUUUUCCGUGGUUACAUAACCUCAUCUAAACACGAGACGCAGUCGAGGGUUUGCAUAAUUUUCGAGUAUUCUCCCAACCUCCCAAGUGUUUAGAUGAGGCUAUGUAAACACGGAAAAAGUACUCUAUUGCUUUUAUAAAAUAAUUCUCAAAAAAUA